Phaedon cochleariae (mustard beetle) is the source of this 2169-nucleotide messenger RNA. Lineage: Eukaryota; Metazoa; Arthropoda; Insecta; Coleoptera; Chrysomelidae. The record is from the annotation of a GenBank genome assembly.
UGAUCUGAAUUACAUAUCACGUUUUCUGACAGUUGACAAAUCUGAAGAUAUACUUCCUGAAAUAUGUAUCCAAUUAUUUCUGAAUAACAAUAGAAAAAAGUGUAUUGAGAACUGAGUAACCCAUUCCAGAUUCACAUUGCAGAAAUACAAUAUAUACCGAGAUGAAAACCAUCUUCGUAUUCCUGUUCGUGUCCAUCCUGUCAGCCCUUGGCGCCGAGAACGACUUCGAAGGCCCCUCCGCUGACAAAGACGACAUCUCCUGUCUGAACGAGCCCGAGUGCACCCCUGGGGCCCACGGGGCCAACGGGGGCCAUGGCGCCCAAGCGUCAAACAUCGCCCAGAAAGCCGCCCAGGAAGCGAAGGCUGCGGAGGACGCGCAGCAGCAGGCCGGGCAGCAGGCUUCCAGGCAGGUGAAGGAGCAGCUGGCCGAGAAAGCGAUGGAGGCGGCCAAGGCUGCCGAGGCGGCGCUUUCCGGCAAGGAGGCGCUGGUGGAGCAGAUGCAGGAGGAGAUCAAGGAGGCUGAGAUGGUGGUGAACGAAGAAACCACCAGCCUCCAACAACUCCAACAAACGGUGCAAUCGGCCAACAAAGCAGCCCAGCAGGCUCAAGCCGAGCUCAAGCUCUUGCAGACUUCUUUUCAGCUGGCUCAAGGCAACGCAGCCAAUGCCCAACAAGCCCUCGAAGGGAUCAACCAGCAACUCAAUGAAAAAGAACAGCUACUAGAAGCUGCCAAAACCAGAAUGGAGCAGCUGACCAAGCAACUGCAGACUGCCAAAGCAGAUCUGAGCAAGACUAAAGACUCGGCUAAGAAAGCUGAAACAGCUGCCGCUGAAGCUAAGCAGAAUGCGUCAAGAAACAGGAGAAAAAUCACGAAAAGGGGUGCUGGUAGGAAGUGAUUUCCAAGCUGUUUCCAGAAGGACACAUACCAAGUGUAACAAUAUCAUGGUUGAAGUUCCUGUUUUCCUUCAGUUUCAAAGACGGAUGAUUGUAAAUUGCAAACAACUCGUAUAUUUGAUAAACGUCACGUUUUGACAUAGAGGUGGUACUCACUUCAAAUUUUAAUAUGGCACAUGAAUGACAUUUCAAGCAUCUGUCUAUCAUCAAUAUCUGAACCUUUUCCAGUUGUAUUUCAGGAAGCAUCAAUUGUAUAUCAGAAUAGUCACUUGUAUUUCAGAAUAGUCAAUCCAAUUUCAAAAAGCGUUAAUUUUAUUCAAGGAAGAAGGUAUUUCAGAAUGUGUCAUUUGUAUUUCAAUUGAUAUUUUAUUAAAUACAAUUGAUACUUUCUCAAAUUCAAUUGUCUAUUCUGAAAAACAAUUGACGCUUUCGGAAAUUUAAUUGACCAUUCUGAAAUUCAAUUGACGCUGAUGUCUGAAAUACAAGUGACUAUCCUGAAAUUCAAUUGACGCUUUCUGGAAUUCAAUUUGUACUUUGUAAAAUACAAGUGACUAUUCUGAAAUACAAAUGACGCUUUCUGAAAUACAAGUAGAGAAGGUUCAUCUAUUUUAAUUCCAUGUUCGAUUAUCCACCUAAGUGUGUGAAAACUAUACCGAUUCACUCAUAUUGAUCGGUGUAUUGCUAUAGAAAAAUUGUAAUCCUGUCAAAAACUUCAAUUCGCAUAAUAUAUCACCAAAUUGAGUUAAUCGAAAUGUUUUUUCGAACAAUAUUGGUAUUCAUCACAAAUUUCUAUAAUAUCUAUGAACUAUUUCAUGAAUGAACAUUCAUCAUGACUAGUGGUAAUAACAGUGGUUUCAUUGGACAUUUUGAUGAUCUUAAUUUGAUGAUAAAUUAUCAUGGGAUUUCACUUUUCUGGCAGGAUUACAACACUGGUCAGUUAUAAAACAAUAGUAAAUCAUCGCACACUGAGAUGGAAAAUUGGAAAUGGAAUAGAAAUAGAUACCUAUCCAUAUUUGGAAUGUCACUAAGACGUUUAUCAUUCAUCUCAAAAACUAAAUAUAAAAGAUAUGCGCACCAUACCUGUUUCAUCCGGAUAUUUAUAUAGUUUUAUAUUAUAUUCUCAUCAUGUAUUUUUGUACUAUUUUUAUUUGGUAUAAUAUAAUCAACCACUGGCUCGGGUAUAACAAUUAUUAUGUCAUAGGAAGCUAAAACCCCAAUAAGCGAGAAUAUCGUAAAAAAUCAGUAUUUUCGAAUAUAAUAUGAGGAUUGUAAUAC